GAUCGAAAUACCUUAACAAGAAAGAUAAAGAAAGCACUAGAACCUGGGAAAAUCUAAAAUCUCCGUCUUAACAACUCUGUCGAACAACUUCAAUUCUAGCACACCUCAAAGCGGUAAAAUACUUUGAAAUGAGGUAAAUCUCUGAGAAUGUGGAGAAGAAAAGGUAGAGAAGGAAGAAGUUGAAGCAACUCAGUUAUACUAAAAUAUACACUGAUGGGUAUGGGAAUGGAACCUUAAGUAGUUCGUAAGGCAGUACUCGUAUUACAGUGUCGCUACAUGAAAUAUUUCCGUGCUGAAGAAGUUCACAGUCAUACAUUUGAGAACAUGGGACCUUACUGUUUAUUGUUAAGUUUUGCUUUUAGAUUUUUCAUUGACUAUAGAGGCCAAAGGUGCUCCUAAUUUUUUUUUUUUUUAUAAAUAAAGUAAGUAGUGGGUUCAGAUGCGCUUGUCUCACACUUUUAACAAAUAUCUACAUUACUCCCGUAACAACAAUAAGUUUUUUGGGCGAGUUCAACGUUUAUACAAAAACAAAAAUAAAAACGAAUCACAUACAAUAGCAUCUUUUUGUGAAUAAAAAAUGCAAUUAAUUGCUUUUUGAGCUCGAGCGUUGAUUAAAAUUUAGAUUUCAAAACGCUGCAGCAUUUAGUCUGCCGCUCGAUAAGCUAAGCGAUGGUUGUAAAUAAAUGUUGUUUGUAUAAAUAAAAUAAUUACAAAACACACGAUGAAUAUUAGAAUAUUGCUCAUCUCAUACUUCAGUGUAUUGACUAUACGCAGUACUGGCGUGUCUGGUUUGCGAAAAACCCGAAAAGUGCACGGACAAGGUCGCAAUCCGCAUGCCGGCAUUCAAUCGCCGUCUGGCGAUUAUGACAUACAACCAGACCCAUUCUCUACAUACAGCAAUGGACAAGGCAAAAGCAACGGACAUGGAAAUAAUGGGCGUGGUAAUAGUGCUAAUAAGAAUAAAGGUGGGAAUAACAAAGGUUUGCAGGGUUUCGUUUUGGCCACUGAGUCGGACAACAGUAAUACGCCGACUGACUGUACAAAUCCCAAUGGACCUGGUAAUGGACAUGGACGUGGACAUGCUUAUGGUCACUGUCGCGGUAGGGGUAAUAAUAAGUUCGGUCCGAAAUCACCGCCACCAGGACUUUACAAACGUUUUGCCGCUAUCUAUAAUAAUGUUGAAAGAAAAGUCCAUGGUGCGGCUUACGAUGAGGCGCUCGAAAAUGAUGACGUGAAUGAUGAUUUCAAUGGAAGAUCGAUUGUGGCGCCAGGACAAUAUCCGCACAUGGCCGCCUUAGGUUUCCGCUCCUUCGCCGACAGCUACGAGUACAAAUGUGGUGGCAGUUUAAUUAAUGAGUUGUUCGUUUUAACAGUAGCACACUGUUGCUAUCACAGCGGCCAACAGCCCGAGACCGUUAAGGUGGGCGACAUCAAUCUGAAAAACGUUGACUUCGAUGAAGUAUUCCAAGUGCGUCCUAUUGCCGAAGUGCAGGUGCAUCCUUUGUACAACUCCUCGUAUUACUAUCACGACAUAGCACUGAUACGCUUAGCGCAGCCCGUGGUCUACACGAAUUUCGUGCGGCCAAUACGCUUGUGGGUUAGUGACGAUAUUCCUUAUAAUAAACUUCAUGCAAUGGGUUACGGUUCGACCGCUUUCGCGAAGGCUCCCACAAAUAUCUUGACCGAGCUGGAGUUGUCCAUUGUGCCCUUGCUGCAAUGCAACCAAGUUCUGCCUUCGGACUCUGGGGUACCGGAGGGAGUACUGGAUUCACAGAUUUGUGCUAAGGAUUACGAGCGGAAUCGUGAUACAUGUCAGGGAGAUUCUGGCGGACCACUGCAAUUGAACCUAAUGCGUAAAAAUAGGAAGCAUUUUCGCUACUAUUUAAUCGGAAUGACCUCGUAUGGCGAGUUUUGUCGCAGCGCAUAUCCGGGAGUUUACACGCGUGUUUCGUCGUAUAUUGAAUGGAUCACAUCGGUUGUUUGGCCAGAUGACUACGACAGUUAUUUUCCAGAACAAUUACAAUAGUUGGGCAACGACAUGCAGCAAAUAUGAGUAAACAUUUUCUUUACUCAAUGUUACUAAGGAAAUGUACAGUUGUUUAUUAAGUCAAUACA
This is a messenger RNA of Bactrocera oleae (olive fruit fly), 2115 nucleotides long. The record is from RefSeq and is a predicted model, not a curated record. NCBI's taxonomy places the organism in Eukaryota, Metazoa, Arthropoda, Insecta, Diptera, Tephritidae.